AUGCAGAAAGAAUACUUGACAUUAUGUCUUUCUGCAAGAAAUCUUGCAUUCCGUGGUUCAGACACAACCAUUGGUUCAAAAAGCAAUGGAAACUUUCUUGAGGUGUUUGAAUUACUGGCUAAGUACGAUACCGUUCUCAAUGAGCUUAUGCAAAGAAUUCAGAACAAAGAUACCAAGGAGCACUAUUUGAGCAAUGACACACAGAACGAGUUGAUUAGACUUUUAGCCAAAGAGAUCGAAUCUAAAAACCUAUCUAGGAACAUUAGCAUUAUUCUGCGAUCAGUAACAUGUAAUCCUGGAGUAGGUAUCGACAUUUCCGAAAAUUUCUUUGGAUAUCUCACAGUAAAUGAAACCACUGGAAAAGGGCUUUUUGAUGCAUUUUUAAAUCAGGCAAAAGAUUGGGAUUUUAAUAUUUUAGAUUGUCGAGGUCAAUCUUUUGAUAAUGGUGCUAAUAUGAAAGGAAAAGUAAAAGACGUUCAAGCAAGGUUUCUGGAAAUGAAUCCUCAAGCCUUAUAUGUUCCUAGUGCAAACCAUUCACUCAAUCUUGAUAUUAUUGAUGGUGCACAGUCAUCCAUCAGUGCAAUUUCUUUUUUCGGUGUUCUUUCAAGGUUAUAUACACUCUUUUCAUUGCCUUCUCCUCGAUGGGAAAUUUUAAAAUCGGGCACGGCAGUUUCUGUCAAACCACAAUCAGAUACCAAAUGGGAAAGUAGAAUAAACUGUGUUAAGCCACUUCGCUAUUAUUUAAAAGAAAUCUUAGAGGCACUUGAAAGAUUGGAAGAACAUGCCUUAGAAAAGAGAGAUGGUGUAACAGCCACUGAAGUACGACCGCUGACAGAAUAUAUUAGAACAUGUAAGCUGCUUCUGUCUCCUGCAAUAUCUCUUGACAUCUUAGCUUGUGAAAUACAGGCAACAAAUGCAUUUCUUUAUGAGUAUCGUGAAAAUGGAUUUUUUGACGCAUGUGUUAAAGCGUCAGAAAUCGCAGAAUUAUUUGGCAUUGAAAGGGUUUUUCCAAUAACGCGUUCACGAAAAAAAAAAUCAAUUUAUUCAUACGAGUGUGUUGAUCACACUCGGCAACCUGAACAUCAGUAUAAAGCAGAUUUCUUUUUGCCAUUAAUUGAUAUAUUAAGUCUUAUCAAAGCUUGCAAUGAAAAUUCUCUGUCUGUAUAUUGCAAAAGUUUGCAAAUAAAGCUUGAUGAUAUAGAUUGUGAGGAUUUAGAAAUGGAGUUAAAACGAUUUGUAAUUAUUAUAAAGGAGGAAAAAAAUGCUUUUCUAAAAUUUGCACAAGAUUUCCUAAACUACAUAUACAAAGAAGAGUUGCAAGAAACUUAUCCUAAUCUAGUUAUUGCGUUACGAAUCAUUCUUCUUUACCAGUCUCUGUUGCAAGUGCAGAACGUAGCUUCAGCAAUAUCUUUAAAUAUGUCAACAAUGGUCGAUGAACGUUUGUCUUCCUUAGCAAUGCUGUCGAUUGAAAACGAAGUUGCAAGUAAAUUAAGUUAUGAAGGCAUAAUAAAUGAGUUUGCAAGCAUGAAAACACGUCGCAAACCCUUUUUUUGA
This is a messenger RNA of Hydra vulgaris (swiftwater hydra), 1554 nucleotides long. The record is from RefSeq and is a predicted model, not a curated record. Lineage: Eukaryota; Metazoa; Cnidaria; Hydrozoa; Anthoathecata; Hydridae.